AAUUUUCAAAUUUACAAACUUAAAACUAAACUACAAUAAUGAGGUUCAAUAUGUAAUGAGGUUGGAUCAUGCUGUCAAUUGAUCAAUUUCAACACUUUAUGAUUUCAUUAAACUCUUAUUUUGUCCAUAUUUUAGUCACGUGCAUAUACCGUAUCGAUAAAAGUAAUUAUUAUCUUGUAGAAUGUAGGAAAGCCUCAAAACCGAAGAAAAAGACCCUUUCAUGAAACAGAAUUCAGAAUUUAAAAAAAAGCAUUGUCGUUCACUAAAAACUGUCAUUUUUUUCAGUUCAAUCGAACUGCAGUCAAAAUGACGUCCAAUUUUUCUAUUUCCCUUUUUAUAUUUAUAGUUCUGUUACACUUUAUAAAUAGUACCUUAUUGUCAAGGUACAGAAAUCCGAAUGAAUAUUUAUCACCUUCGGAUACUCAAUUUGUUCAGCAAUUACCUGAUGACAUGUUUGAAAGCCUGGUUAUGGAGAGACCAGACCUGAGGGGAGUCCUGACGUCCGUCCGAAGGGCCAAGGAGCAGCACCCGGUGUUGGAGCCAAUGGAGAGCCAGCCCGCCUUCCGCGAGCUGUACCCCGAUGAGGACGAGGAAGAGGAAGAUGAGGCGCCCGCUUUCAUACCCGCGCCCACGUACAUACCCACGUCCAGCGCUGACUCCACCCGCCCGCCGGACUACACGGACGACAUGGACGAUGCGGACGAUGCAGACGACGAGGACCACAACCCUGGACAGGAAGAGGGGCUCGACACUGAGCAUACCAAACACAACUCUACGAGACUCUUACCUUUUAUAUCGAGGCCGGCGCAAAACAAGUCGCGGCGUGGUUGGGAUGAUUGGUUUGAUUUUUCUGGCAAGAAAGACGCCCCGUGGAGGGCGUCUUGUUAUUUAUGUAAUAAGUGGGAUCAGAAUAUACCUGUGGCUCCUGUUUGUCACAGAAUGUUCAAUUCAGACGAUUGGCGGUAUAGAACCAUGGCGAGGUUUUAUCGUGCUAAUUGCUACUAUCACCCAGAACUGCAAGAAUUUGAAAUCAGUAAGUUUGAAUGGCGUGGCUACAAGUACUCGGGAGACAAAGGUUUGAAGAGAUGGUAUUAUGGUCUGUACACUGGUGGAUGCUUCAAGAGGUUUCUGGAUAUCGGUGAGUUGUACACGGCGCGCGGGUGUCGCGCGCCCUGGCCUGACUGGCAGAAGAACUUACUGAGCCACCGUUUCCGGCGUCUGGAGGUGCUGCUGUUCAAGAGGCCCGAGGGCUGCAUCAGCAGCCACGCAGCCAGCCUCGUGCCCUUCUCUCGCGGUAUCUCGCUGUUCUCUCGUUUUCACGUUUGUACCUGUAAAAGAAGGCGGUGUAACUCUGCGCCCCCUAACAAUACUCCUACAUUAGCCGUGUUUAUAGUUACUCUUUUAUUCAUACGCGUUUUUUAGA
Molecule: messenger RNA, 1423 nt
Organism: Trichoplusia ni (cabbage looper)
Lineage: Eukaryota; Metazoa; Arthropoda; Insecta; Lepidoptera; Noctuidae
Exons: 2
Coding region: 307-1422 (371 amino acids)
Source: RefSeq, a predicted model, not a curated record